UUUUCAUAAUAAGGAAGAACAUCCUUGGAAGAAGAGGGUGAUGAGGCUCACAUGGAAAGUACGUCCUCCAUUCGCCGUUACGAACCUGACAAGUUCAGCCUCCUUAAGCUCUCGUAGCGCCUGGCAGGUAGGCAACAUCUCGCCUGCAGCGCAUGUGUGUACUGCGGGGUGGCCUACCCCGAGUCUCACAGGCGCCGAGCUCCCGCAAUUUGCCGAAUAAACUAUGUAAAAACCGGACGUACUUUCUGGACGAUCCCAGACCCGCUAACCCAUGCCCAUGGAGUUAGAGAUCAUGGGAUUUCGAUUUCUCUCCCCAGGGCGUCCAUGGGAUUUCGGAAUGGGCCACGACGUCGCUUCACGCGUGCGUCCGGGCCGACCUUCAGGGGAAGAGAGUCAUUCCAGAGAAGCCUCAGGUGGACAUGUGGCAUUGCGCUUGUCGCGGGGAGCAAGAAGUGGCGUGGCGUAGCGUAGCGCCCCCACUCGCACCCCCGCCGGCGCGUGGGAGGCCAGGCCCGCCCGGGAGGGGGCGCUUCUUUGGUGCAAUGCGUCCUCCUCCUAUCGCCAAAUAGGCGGCGUAUAAAUACGGCGGCCGAAUCAGAUCAGAGCAUCAGUCCGAGCACCGCAGCGGCAUCGGCAGCAGGUGCAGCAGCAGCAGCAGGAGGACCCGACGCAGGAUUUUUCGCUCGCAGGAUUCGACAAAAAGAGGAGCAUCAGUCGAUCAGUGCGUCAGGAAUCAUGAUACUUAAGCUGUCCGCCCUGCUGGCGGUGGUGCUGGCCGUCGCCGUGGUGGCCGAGCCCCCCAGCAGCUCGUACGGCGCGCCCAGCCGGCAGAAGCAGCCCAGCUCGCGGUACGGCGCGCCCAGCAGGCAGCCGUCCUCGUCGUACGGAGCACCGUCCUCGUCCUACGGAGCACCCUCGUCUGGAGGUUUCGGCGGCGGCUUUGGCGGCGGCUCGUCGCCUUCCUCGAGCUACGGCGCCCCCUCGUCCAGCUACGGCGCGCCGGCGACGCCCUCAUCAAGCUACGGCGCCCCUGGCCGCGGCGGGUCGCGCCCUGGUCGACCCUCCAGCUCGUACGGCGCUCCCUCCCGCUCCGCCGCUAGGCCCUCCUCCCAGUACGGCGCCCCCCGCAGGUCUCUGUCUACCUCCUACGGCGCUCCCGGUGGCGGCUCCGGAGGCAGCCCGUCCAGUAGCUACGGUGCCCCGGCCCCGUCGUCUUCCUACGGCGCGCCGUCCACCCCGUCUUCUUCCUACGGCGCUCCCGGCGGCGGCAGCCCGUCCAGUAGCUACGGCGCUCCUUCCCCGUCGUCUUCCUACGGCGCACCAUCGACCCCGUCUUCCUCGUACGGCGCGCCCUCCACCCCGUCAUCCUCUUACGGUGCCCCGUCCAGCAACUACGGAGCUCCUUCCCCGUCGUCCUCGUACGGCGCACCCUCCAGUGGCGGACACGGCGGACACUCCGGCGGCGGACAUGGCGGACAAUCCGGCGGAGGCUACGCAGGCGGCAGCUACUCCAGCGGCGGCAACUCCAGGGGCGGUUACGCCGGAGGCAGCUACUCCAGCGGCGGGCACGGUGGACAAUCCGGCGGCGGCUAUGGGGGCGGCGCUGGAGGCCACGGAGGCGGCGCCGGGGGAUACGGCGAUGACGACGAGUCGAACGAGCCGGCGCGGUACGAGUUCUCGUACGAGGUGGACGCUCCCGACUACGGCACGCAGUUCGGCCACCAGGAGAACCGCGACGGCGACCUGACGCAGGGCUCGUACCACGUCCUCCUGCCCGACGGCCGCCUGCAGACCGUGGAGUACGUCGCGGACCAGGGCGGUUACCGGCCCACCGUGUCCUACCAGGGUGGUGACGGCGCUGACGGCGGCAAUGGCGGCGGCGGCGGCGGAUUCGGUGGUGCUGGCGGCAACGGCGCAGGAGGCUACGGCGGAGGCGGCCACGGGGGCGGCCACGGCGGCGGCCAUGGUGGCGACCAGGGCGGCUAUUAGUCGUUGCAACUUCAUACGGGACAACAGACGCCCCUGAUAACGGCCAGCAAACUUCGACAUCUACAGUUGUCACUUUCAGGCUCUCCGGAAAGUGACACACUUAUAGAAUAUUGUGAUCGCCUGUAACAGGCUUAGUUAGCGUAUGAGAGAUGCUCAAGGCUUCGGGAGCCACGUAGCCUCCACUCUUUAACAUUUGUACAUAACAUAAACCCCAUGUGUAUAUAAACUUGUGUUCACUUUCGUUGUAAAUUAUAUUUUUGCAUAACGGGAAAUAAAUAUUAUUUUAUACAAAAGCUA
Frankliniella occidentalis (western flower thrips) is the source of this 2286-nucleotide messenger RNA. RefSeq names its product pro-resilin-like. The coding region runs from base 736 to 1989 and encodes 417 amino acids. Lineage: Eukaryota; Metazoa; Arthropoda; Insecta; Thysanoptera; Thripidae. Gene Ontology annotation, cellular component: RNA polymerase II transcription regulator complex. The transcript has 7 exons. Gene Ontology annotation, biological process: positive regulation of transcription by RNA polymerase II. Gene Ontology annotation, molecular function: transcription coactivator activity. The record is from RefSeq and is a predicted model, not a curated record.